AUGGGAGAACAACUGUUAAACAACAGCAUCCUUGAUCAAUUUAUUAAUAGCCAUGAGCAGUCAUAUGAAGAGUUUCUAAAUACAUUCACUUACCUUUUGAAAGAGGAAGAGGGGAAGACAAUUCAAGGAAGUAAAGUGGACUCCCUAAGAAAAACAUUUUCUACUUCUGAAUUAUCAAACAGAAAUAAACAGGAUGGCUCACCUGGAAGAAGCAAAGAAAUGUGGGUGUCUCUUCCACCACAGAUGCCAAAUGAGAAUGAGACAGUGAUGAAUGAGAGCUGGAAAGCUGGUGCCUCUGAUGGAAAUGAUCUCAGUCUGUCUGAAAGAGUGAAGGUGGACAAGCACUUAGAUUUGGAAGAUAUCGACACAGACGAAGAGACAGGCAGUGCAGGGUCACUAGUUCUCCCAGGAGAGGUGGAACAGACAGGGACUUACUGUACACCCUUUUUUCAUAAGCCUGUUCAACUGAAGUUCAGAAGCUUGUCAGUUCCACAGCCAUUGGACAGCAAAACCCAAGAGCUACUAGAGGAUGAUGUCCAACCAUUCUCACUUGAUGAAGAAUUUGAUUAUGACAAUGUGGCACUGACCCCUAAGUUCUCUGAAGCUGAGCUGAAGGCCAUUAUAGCAUUAUCUGAAGAGAACAAAAUGGGGACAGAUGUCAAGUCAGCAUGA
This is a messenger RNA of Nipponia nippon (crested ibis), 672 nucleotides long. NCBI's taxonomy places the organism in Eukaryota, Metazoa, Chordata, Aves, Pelecaniformes, Threskiornithidae. The record is from RefSeq and is a predicted model, not a curated record.